GAACGCAGGAAAGAACCUGUCUCCCCAAAACAUAGGUGUAAUCAAGAGACGCGGGUUGCAUCUUCCUCGCAUCAUGUCCUCGCUCCUUUUCCUGGCACUGCUGGCGGUUCUCUGGUUCUCACAAGGCUCUGGACAAGUGGGAGUCAGGAAUCUGACCGACCCCAAAUGUCCACUGCGGAAGAAGAAUUUUACAAUGCUGACAGGGCAGACGUGCCAGAAGAACUGUGAGCGCCGCAGAUGCUCUAAAAGCAGGAAGUGUGAAUGUGACGGGGAAUGUGGAAUGAGCUGCAUUUCUACAGGCUUGAGGUGUGCAUGGCCGGUGACAAUUGACAAUGCUGAGACACAGCUGGUCCAGGAAUCCACUAUGUUUGGGGACUUAAUGGAGGUGACAUGCAAACCUGGAUUUCUAAUGGCUGGUGGGCAGGAAGUGGCAGUAAGUCGCUGCCAAGGAGACGCGAAGUGGAGCUUCACUUUACCCUGUGAAGAUGCUCUUAACCCACCAUCCCACUGCAAAUCUCCACCAGAGAUCGAAAAUGGAUCCCAUGAAGGGGGCCCUUACAACACAGGAAGGGAAGUGCACUACUGGUGUGACUAUGGAUAUCGCCUAGAGGGACCCAGCUCUCUUUUAUGCCAAGAGAAUGAGGAAUGGUCACAUGCAGCCCCAACCUGCCACCCUGUGACCUGUUCCCGACCCCCCAAUAUUGCUGAAGCAACCCUGGUUGCUGUGCACCAGUCUGAAUACCCCGUGGGAACUGUCAUCUAUUACUUGUGUAACAAGGACUUCCUCUUAGAUGGCUCUAACAGAGUGGUUUGCCUGGAGAAUGGAAACUGGUCCCAACUACCCUACUGCAGAGCCCGCUGUCCCAUCACUGCCAAGAGGAGCCGGAUGAUCUACCAAGGGCGUAAGCUCUGGGUCUAUGAGAUCCCUGAUGGUCUGGUUCAUCAUGGAGAAAUUGUCACGUUUUUCUGCCGUAGUGAGAACAAGACCUGCAGUUUUAUGGCCGACAGCCAGUGUUUCGAUGGUGUGUUGAAGAUGCCCGACUGCUACGAUGAGCCUACCUAUCUGCAAUACCACCUGUUCCCCAAAAGAGUUGUAUCUGAAAUACCUGCUUGUUGAGCACACCUUCAACCCAUACAUUCCCCAGUGAGAUGCUUCCUUCUCUUCUUGUUCUGGCUCAGCAGGCCUCUUGGAAGUGGGAAAAGACAGAUGGAAAAGAGGCAAUCAACACAAGCAAAUAGGAAACCAGCCACAUUUGAAACAGAGAUCGGGCCUGGGAAUUUAAGUAUCCUGAUGGCCAACAGCUAGCUAUUUUAUUGUACUCUAUUUAUUUUCUAUCUUUGUUGCUCCCCAGAUGAGCAAGAGAUCCCUUUCAGGUCAUAAAAACAUGCAAGUCAAUUUCCUAUGUACCCCUUGUUUUUCUCCAUUCAUCAAGCUGUAUGGCUGGAUUGACAAAUCAGUGCCAACAUGAUACCACUGGUGGGCUUUUUAAACAUGAAGGCAGUUUCAUGCAGUAGUUUUUAUAUAGUGUGUCAAGCAUUCAGUACACUUCAUAUAAAUUAAUUGCAGUGAUCCUACCAAUAGCCCUGUAGGUGAAUUAUCCAUUAUAUACGAGGGAAGGGCUGAGUCUGAGUAAACAGUGAAUGGCUAAGGUUACCCAGAGAGUAUAUGUGGCUCAAGGAAGUUAAUUUGUACCAAGGACCUCUGAUCUUAUACAGUGGUACCUCGAGUUACAUACACUUCAGGUUACAGACUCCGCUAACCCAGAAAUAGUACCUCGGGUUAAGAACUUUGCUUCAGGAUGAGAACAGAAAUCGUGCUCUGGUGGCGCAGCAGCAGCAACAGCAGGCCCCAUUAACUAAAGUGGUGCUUCAGGUUAAGAACAGUUUCAGGUUAAGAACAGACCUCCAGAACGAAUUAAGUACUUAACCCGAGGUACCACUGUAUUGCAGUUCAUAUCUUACGAAUUAUGCUACACCAGCUUUCUGUAUGCUUAGAAAAUAUUCCUCCACCACAAAAGGGAUUGUAUUCAAGUAAAUUAAAAAGGGGGAAGGAAAACAGUUUAAAGUUGCAAUCUUAUGCAUUCUUACUUGGAGUAAACAUAAAUUAACUUGAUGAGGGAGGCUUGCAAUGCAGUCCUACACAUCUCAUCAGAAGUAUGUCCCAUUGAGCUGAACGGAGCUUACUCCCAGGGAAGCUGAUGUAGAACUGCAGCCUUCUUUCUUACAACUCAUCCACAGAAUUGAGCUGUGCAACAGGCAAAAAACCCUGAACAUAGCCUCAGAUUGGUGGUGCUACAGGAAGCAAGCUGGAGCCAAUCGUAACAAUGGGCAGGUGCAACAUUCGUCCCAGGCCCCGAGGCCUUGUGACAUGGGGCUGUGUAUGAAGAGAAUGGAAACAUAAGGCAACUGAAAAACAAGCCUGGAAUGGGGUUUACAGCUGAUGCUACUGAAUACUCGUGUAAAUUGAUUUGUACAUAAUAAACUGCACUUGUUAUACAA
Molecule: messenger RNA, 2499 nt
Organism: Podarcis raffonei (Aeolian wall lizard)
Lineage: Eukaryota; Metazoa; Chordata; Lepidosauria; Squamata; Lacertidae
Product: beta-2-glycoprotein 1-like
Exons: 8
Coding region: 74-1117 (347 amino acids)
Source: RefSeq, a predicted model, not a curated record